AUGCCAACGCCCAAGAAGCAACGACGAGCCCCGGAACUGAGUGCGGCAGAAGCGCAGCGACUGGUUUCGGUCAGCGUGGCGGACUACGACGAACUCAGCUCGUUUCCACCAGAUCUGCUCGGUGACUUCGAGAACAACACCGAGCUCGAAUGUCUCCUGCGAGCGCACCAAGAUGCACAGGCCGGGACGCCAUUCGAUGGAUGCCCGGUGGACUUUGAUCGGAUCUUGUGCUGGCCGAAAACGGAGCCCGGCACCUGGGCAGUGCUUCCAUGCUUCGAGGAGUUCAAAGGCGUACACUACGAUGUGACACAAAACGUUACCCGGUAUUGCCACCCGAACGGCCGGUGGAACAACUACAGUAACUAUGCCGCGUGUCACCACGAAGAACGCGGUCCGACGGACAUCGUGGAAAUUUCGUCCAUCAUCUACUACACCGGCUACAUCAUCAGCCUGGUGGCGCUUAGUCUUGCUGUGAUAGUUUUCGUUUACUUCAAAGAUCUACGCUGUCUGCGGAACACCAUCCACGCAAAUCUCUUCAUUACCUACAUUCUGUCGGCUCUGCUAUGGAUUAUCAUUCUUACACUUCAGCUCUCCAGUGGCAACAGUUCCGGCAUGACGAGUUGCGUUAUCUUCGUCACACUUCUACACUAUUUCACCCUGACCAACUUCUUCUGGAUGCUUGUAGAAGGUCUGUACCUCUACAUGCUGGUGGUGGAAACCUUUUCGGGUGAUAAUCUUCGCUUCAACAUGUACGCCGCCAUCGGUUGGGGAGGUCCCGCAAUUUUCGUCAUGCUUUGGGCCAUCGCAAAGGGCAUCACUCUGUCCGGACAAGACACAACGAAUACGCUCGAAAUCGAAUGCUCCUGGAUGCGGGAAUCGCUCGUCGACUGGAUCUUCCAGGGACCGGUCUGUGCGGUGCUGAUCAUCAACCUCGUUUUCCUUAUCCGAAUCAUGUGGGUGCUGAUCACGAAACUGCGGUCAGCGAACACGGUCGAAACGAGGCAAUACCGGAAGGCGUCGAAAGCGCUGCUGGUCCUGAUUCCACUCCUCGGCAUAACGUACCUGGUCGUGCUGGCCGCACCCGCCGAAGGGGUCGUCAGUGACAUCUUUGCCAUCGCUCGAGCACUGCUCCUAAGUACACAGGGUCUGUCCGUGUCGCUGUUCUACUGCUUCCUGAACUCGGAGGUCCGUCUGGCGCUGCGCCACCGGUUGGAGCGCUGGCGGGACGAGCGCAACAUUCGCCUAGGUCAGGUCCGCCAGCGAAGUCGACGCUUCACCAACUCCGGCUACAAUCAGUCAAAAGAAUGCUCACCACGCUCCCGGACGGAAAGCUUCCGGCCGCUGACAUACAGCAAGCGGGAAUCGUGCGCGUCGUCGGCCACCACGACCACCCUGCUCGGUCCGCACACCUACCCGAGCGCGAUGCGAGGCUCGAACGGUGCCCUGCACAUGCAAUCGAUAGCACCCCGUGCGAUCAGCCCUCUGAUGCAGGGUCUAGAUGAAAACUCCGUCUAAGCUGACCGUAUCCAACCGCCGUCAUCGUCACAACGGACACCACCACCACCGUUAAGCGUACUUUUCGAAUUGGCCUUUUCGUGUGAUACAUCCGACUGCACUCCGUUGAAGUUGACAUGGGUGACGGUGCAAGGAACAGAAAGGAGACGCGGGUGCAUAUCUAGAAAGAACGAGUUUCUUUUUCGCAGACGAUACUGAUAUCCACUUGUUUACGUCACUUAAAUCCGUCUAGGUCUAACUGAGAAGAGAAAAAGAAUAAACAUAAAUGCAUAGACUAUGCUAUCGCAUCGAAAGAUGCGCCAUAAUAACUACAAACAAGGAGAACAGUUUAAAGAAAUAAAAAAACAAGAGCAUCUGAUUGAGGACAAUUUGAAUGUUACCAGAAAAACAAGCGUUGUUGAAAAAUAAAAAUAACGAGAAGACUAAUAGGAAGCAGCAAGUUUCGCUAAAUGAGUAGAUCCUUAUGAAAAGAUGUCUAUGUUACUAGAAACGACCCCCCUUGGAAGGGAAGAACCGUGGGACAAGGCGGCUAGGAUGAAACUGAUCUCGUUUUUGUUUGUACGUCAACAUCGUAACACGAAAGAAGUAUAAAAAACAAAGAAAAGAAAAAUCAAAACUUAUAUUGAUGUGCAAAACUUACUAUAUGACAAAGCAAAAUCGAAACCGAUUGAGAAAACGGUUACUAAUCGGUACACUUACAUCUGUAGUACAUUCUCUCUCACUCUCUCUCUACACACAUACACACAUAUUGCGUAUAUAUACUGUAGUUGAUAUCUCGUGAAGGAUGUAUUUUUUUCUCUUUUUUGAGUAAAUAA
Messenger RNA from Anopheles coustani, 2330 nucleotides. Its product is annotated as diuretic hormone receptor-like. Gene Ontology annotation, biological process: adenylate cyclase-modulating G protein-coupled receptor signaling pathway; cell surface receptor signaling pathway. Gene Ontology annotation, molecular function: diuretic hormone receptor activity; G protein-coupled peptide receptor activity; peptide hormone binding. The transcript is spliced from 14 exons. The record is from RefSeq and is a predicted model, not a curated record. Lineage: Eukaryota; Metazoa; Arthropoda; Insecta; Diptera; Culicidae. The coding region runs from base 1 to 1515 and encodes 504 amino acids. Gene Ontology annotation, cellular component: plasma membrane.